This is a messenger RNA of Saprolegnia diclina VS20, 844 nucleotides long. RefSeq lists its product as hypothetical. The record is from RefSeq and is a predicted model, not a curated record. Bases 37 to 777 code for a protein of 246 amino acids. Lineage: Eukaryota; Oomycota; Saprolegniomycetes; Saprolegniales; Saprolegniaceae. The transcript has 4 exons.
GCCCGUCAUACGCAGUUUCCGCCAAAGCUCCGCCAGAUGGACCCGGUCAGCGCGUACGCUGGCCAGCUCCGCGACCUGCGGAAGACCAUGCGCAAGUUCAAGGACGACGUGCGCAUGUCCUUCUCCAUGUGGUCAGAGGACAUGGAGAUCCUCGGGGGCAUGCUGUGGCGCCUCCUUGAACAACACCAAGGACAUCGGCAGCUCUUGCUGGCCAAGGAAGCCCAUGCAGCCGAAGCGCAGACGCUCCAGGACACAAUCGAUCGCCAAGCGGCAGAGCUGCGGCAGUUGCAAGGCGAGGUCCAUGAGAAAGAGCAUCAACUAGCAACGCUUCGUGCCACGAAGGACGUGACUCCAGUGCAAGAGCUCCGCCGGUCCCAACGAAUCCACGCAUCCGCAGCGAAGUCGUUCACGCAGCACACACAGGCGCACAGCGCUAAGCGUAAGAGUACGACGCUCCUCUAUACGAACCCAAGCAUUCUCAAGAAAAUGAGGAACAACGAUGAUACUCCAGGCGAAGGCGAAAACCGUGUGCCAAAACAAGUGACCUUCCAGUCGCCCGGGCCAAAGCCCAAGCCAUCGCCGCACCGGGUCGCCCCGUCGCGCAAACCAAUCUCAGAUCAGCUACCCGCGGCAAGGGAACAACCGAGCCGCGUCCGUGUCCCAACGAUCAAUCACGGCAGCACACUACCACCAUCCCGCGUCCUUGUCCCGAUUAAGCAGCCAGCGCCAACAGCUUCCACAGCCGCAAAUUCUUCGACGCGUAAGCGCUGGAGUUAAGGCCACAUGCCAGUCAAGUCCUCUCUGUAAAUUAUAAAGCAGCAUUGCUAUCCACCAAAGCCGUUAC